AUGGGAAGCCGCCCCACCCCUGGGCUCCAGAGAACCACAUCAGCUGGGUACCGAUUGCCUUCAACCAGGCCACCAGCCUUAGUCUCGUCCACUGCCCGAAGUGGCCCUGCGGCGGGCAGGGGCCCUGCGGGUGGCCCCCAGGCCCCAAAGGCCAAGGGGUCAGCCCUGGGAGCAGACGGUGUGCAGCAGGACCAGCUGUGGAGGGAGUGCCUAGAGGCCGAGAGGAGGAGCCAGCGGCGCUGGGCUCAGAAUUGGAGUUUCCUGAAAGACUAUGACCCCAUGGGCAACAAGAAGGAGCUGGUGAAGUUGCCAGAGUAUGUGCCUCUCUUCUCUGACACAGUCCCCAACUCCACGAACCAGGCCGUGGGCAGCAGGGUGGACACGCCCCUGGGGAAAACCCUCAUCAGCCUGGACUUCUUCUUCGUGGAAGGAGUCCGGAAGAAGAAGCUGGAAGACGAGCUGCAGCCUGUCUAG
This is a messenger RNA of Hippopotamus amphibius kiboko, 474 nucleotides long. RefSeq names its product chromosome 7 C2orf50 homolog (gene CIMIP5). The transcript is spliced from 3 exons. Lineage: Eukaryota; Metazoa; Chordata; Mammalia; Artiodactyla; Hippopotamidae. The record is from RefSeq and is a predicted model, not a curated record. Bases 1 to 474 code for a protein of 157 amino acids.